This is a messenger RNA of Cyprinus carpio (common carp), 4260 nucleotides long. Its product is annotated as opsin-5-like. The record is from RefSeq and is a predicted model, not a curated record. Lineage: Eukaryota; Metazoa; Chordata; Actinopteri; Cypriniformes; Cyprinidae. Gene Ontology annotation, molecular function: G protein-coupled receptor activity. Gene Ontology annotation, cellular component: membrane. Gene Ontology annotation, biological process: G protein-coupled receptor signaling pathway; visual perception.
UGUGUGCAGCCUGAAUAAGUGAGUCCAGCCCAAGCACACCACACCUCUGCAACGGUCCCUCAGAACUAUCUUUAAUCCUGUGUGGAUGCGUGUGUGAGUGUGAACGCACAUUUCUCCAUCAGCGUGUGUCUGUAUGUGUGUCAGACGCUGGCUUGCUCAGCGCCGGCUCUCUCCGAGCUCUAAUCUCUUCGCUCUAGUGCUCUUUCUGCCUCAGUCUGAGGACGGACGCAUCCUAUCGCCUCUCCUGCUGGAGUUUGGCCGCUGCUGCUUUUGCCCUGGAACACCUUUGGCCUCCAUGAGUGCGUCUGAGGAAGUCCAGCCUCUCCCUGGAAGAUGGGAAAUACCACGGAAACUUCCCAUUUUGUUUCCAAAAUCCCAAUGGAACACGAUGUCUUUAUGGGUUCUAUAUACACAACCUUCUGUAUUCUGUCACUCUUGGGAAAUGGCAUCCUGCUCCUUGUUGCGUAUCGUAAGAGAUCAUCUCUCAAGCCGGCAGAAUUCUUCAUCAUAAAUUUAUCUAUUAGUGACCUUGGGAUGACAGUUACUCUCUUUCCCUUGGCGAUUCCAUCAGCCUUUGCUCACAAGUGGUUGUUCGGAGAGCUGACAUGUUUAUGCUAUGCUGUAUGUGGCGUCCUCUUCGGUUUAUCCAGCCUUACAAAUCUCACCGCUCUGUCUUCCGUCUGCUGCCUCAAAGUCUGCUUCCCAAGCUAUGGUAACAAAUUCUCCUACUCUCAUGCCUGUCUGAUGAUAGUGGGAGUGUGGUGCUAUGCGAUGGUGUUUGCUGUGGGUCCCUUGGCAAAUUGGGGUCACUAUGGCCCUGAACCCUAUGGGACAGCAUGCUGCAUAGACUGGUAUGCACCAAGCCAGGAUGCUCUGUCCAUGUCCUAUAUUAUCUGCCUCUUUCUCUUCUGCUAUGCCCUGCCUCUCGCAAUCAUCCUCCUCUCCUACAUUCUGAUCCUCAUCACUGUAAGAGGGUCACGGCAGGCAGUACAGCAACAUGUGUCACCACAGACCAAGACAACAAAUGCACAUAUCCUCAUUGUGAAGCUCUCAGUGGCGGUGUGCAUUGGUUUUCUGACCGCCUGGAGCCCUUAUGCUGUUGUGGCAAUGUGGGCUGCAUUUGUGGAACCCAGUAAAGUUCCCCCUAUAGCCUUUGCAUUAGCAGCUAUCUUUGCCAAAUCCUCCACCACCUACAACCCUGUGGUGUACCUGGUAUUCAAGCCUAACUUUCGUAAAUCUCUGAGCAAGGACACCGCUCAGAUUCGCAAACGAAUAUGUUCUAGCCCAUGUAAAGGAAGCCCUGUGCCUGGUGAGAAGGAUCUUCAACGGCAAACAUCUUUACGCUGCAACAAGGAUGCUAGCAACUCCACUCGACUUUCCAAUGGCCUAGUGGACGGCCAUGGGGCUUGUCUUCAUUGCACAGAGGCGGACCCUCAUUGUCAACAGACCCCACCUCAAAGGACUGCCCGUGUGCUGAUCGGUACAUCCUACAGCGAGGUGACUGUGAGUCAGCUGUCGGAGAAGAUGCAGGCUGACCUUCUGUGAAGGCCAUGUAGGCUCUCCUCAUGCCAGGACAAGUGUGAGGAAUAGAUGAAUAGGCAGCCUCAAAAUGAAACUUCUGGCCACUAGAGAUAAGCUUGAUGUGUCAGAGACAAACUGUGGUCACUUCUGAUACUGAUGUCAUGUAUAAGGAGCUGCAAAUCAAUUGACCCUGCACUAAGUCCAACCUUAAAAAGAUUACUGACCAAUCCUACCGUAGCAACUGUUGCUGUCCACAGUUUUAUCAGACUAGUUUCAUUUUACCGAAAGUAUGUUCACAGAACUUUGUGUUUCAUUCACUGUGAAAAAUAACAAAAGAUGAGUUAAAUAAGGUAAGCACCUGCAAAGCAUUUUGGAGUUUUCCCAACUUCAGUAGUUAGUUGUACCUAAUUAAAACUAGAACUAGUUAGUUGUACCUAAAUAGAACACAUUUUGAAAGGUUUAAUGGUUGCUCUUUACUACUUAUGUUAAGUCAACCUUCCUCAGCAAAUACAUCUGACACAACAUUAAGAAUUUUUUGAACGCUAAAUAUUUUGUUGAAUAAACUAUCAGUCUAUAACAUGCACUUUCUAAAUGCAUGUUAUUGAUGUUACUGUGAAGAAUUUAUCCAUGCAUAUGAACCUCAUACUUUUUUAAUUAAAAGGUCUCAGUUAAUGAAAAUGCCUCAAUCUUCUGGUGAAACAACAGACUAUGCUAGACUUUACCAAUCAUUUUGCUCACUUAAACCCUGACCCUUUGCUACAAUCGAAUGCUUACAUUUAUAUCUGCAUCAAUCUAAACAACAACAGAGGGAUAGAAUACUCAAAUGUGCAUCACAAUACACAAAAAAGAUUAAAUCCAUAAUAUUGUGACUUUAGGAAAACCGUUUUCACAACUGUCUAGCCCUGAAAGUUAAUAAACAUAUAAUUGCAUAGCAUUUGUUAAUAUGGAUAUAUUCAAAGAAUUGGACAAAACCUAACCAAAAUGAACAUUAAUCACAAUAAUGGUGACCUAAAAUGUAAAACAUUGAAAACACUACAUAUAUCGUCAACAUUUAAAUAUAAAUAAAAAUGAAUGUGCACAUCUUUGUAAGUCCCCAUGUUUUGAUCAAACAUGCACAUUUAAAUUAUCGAAGGGCAAGGGAUUAUGGGUAUUCCUCUAGCCACAAUUUUAUUUUAAAAGGCAUACUCAGUAAUGCAGCUAUGUGAGGUUCAAAUUGUUCAACAUUUAUAGCUUUACAUAAGCAAACAAGCAAUUCACAACCUUAAUUUACACUUUAGAAUUGCGUGCAUAAUAACUUAAAGGAAAAUAUUAAAUAAUUCCCAUAUAAUAUAUGAAAAUAAUAAUACUCAAAUCAAGUCAAGCUGUGAUUAAGUCAUAAGUGACAAUAAUAAGCAUGGUGGAAUGAGUGAUCAAACUUGACAUUAUAAUUUAUCAGUAUUUAAAAUUACCCAAAAGCUGUCAGUGUAGGGCUGGUCGGUUAACAUGUGUCCACUGAUAGAUUGUGCAACAGCUACAUCAUCUGCCCCCCAUAUAUAUAUAUAUAUAUAUAUAGUUAAUACAUUUUAUCUUAUACCUCACAAAUCAGACUGGUCAGCCGACAUUGUUUUUUUUUUUACUUUGUUAAUUUUUUUUUUUUUUACUGUUUAGGUGAAAUUCCUUAUCUGGUGCCCCAAAAUAAAAGAAAGAAGGAGUCAUCUGACAUGCUCACACUUAUAUGACAUCUGACCAUUACAUUAAUUUGGUGCCACAUGUGAGAACCACUAUAACAGUAUGUAUCACUGGCAAAACAUGUAGUCUGACCAAAAUUUAUUUUUGCAAGCAAUAUCAACUACAUUUUACUGUCCACUAAAAACCCACAUAGGUCAUAAAAAUGUUUGUGUGAAAAUCUCUCUUUAGCUCAUUGCGGUGAACCAUGACUUUGCCAGGAUCACCAGCAUACCAAGAAACAGUGGCUGACUUUGUUUAGCUAAUAGCACAGCUUUUGGCUGAUCAGAUCUUGUGAUAUUAGAGGAAGGUAAUUAAUCUUUCAAUGAAGUAGUGACAAAGGAGAAGAGGAGAUUCUUGCUUGCCAUUACUUAAGUUUCCCAGAACACCAACUUCUCUAUGGAGAAAGAAAGAAAGAAUAAAAGAAAGACAAGGGUCAGCUAAAGGAGUAAGCCUUGGGGAGGACAUGAGUUUUAUGUCUUGCUCAAGAGCACAAAAACCGACAUCUAUGUCAGCAGACCGCCCUGACAUUAACAUCCUCAUAAAAUGGUCUUUGUGUUCUACAAAAGUAUGUCUUUUAUAUAUACUCUAUCUAUACUAUUGUGAAACACCACUAACAGUUAUCCAAAGAAAUCAUUUAAAACUUGUAUGUAAUAUUAGUUUUUUAAAAGCAGCUGCAAUUUAAGAAAAAUAAAUAAAUAAAUGAAAAAAAUGUAAAAUAAUUUGAUCAUUACAUGAACUAAAAGACAUUUCUGAAUUUGGGAAUAUGAUAUCAUAUGACAUUCUGUAACAACGCUGCAUUUAUUGCUAUUUUCAUUAGUGAGCUAUGAUAGACUACAACAAGACUCACUGAUUUCAAUCUGCCAUUAGUUUUAAAAGUAGAACAAGUUAAAUUAAUCAGAUGAUCAAUAAAAUUUUCUUAUCGUAAAUAUUUUAAUUUCAUUUGAUUUUUAUCUGAUCAAAAAAUAUGAUUUUAGAUUAUUACUAAUUUUCCAUAAAACCCUUAGAGUGUCCAGAGCAUAUAACCCAAUAUAG